CUGGAUGCUGAUGAGAGAGAGAGAGAGAGAGAGAGCUGUCGUGAACGCGCCGGUCUGUGCGAUUGUGGUGGUGGUGGUGUAUGUGGGAGCAGGAGAAAAGACUCUGCAGUGUCUUGGCAGCUGCAUUAGUGCAUCUCCCACCGUCCGCGAUGCCUCCGCGGCCAAUGCCUGCCUCCUCUGCAUCCACUUGACUACAGAGACCGAUAUGAAGUCGUCAGGAAACUGAGCCGGACGUUCACACUACAGCUCGCUAUAUGCCCCGGAGACAGUCGGGAGCGUUUCAUUCACACACCGAAACCCCGUGACGAGAAUUUUUAAUGGAAAAUGGCGAUAGGCAAAAGCUCUUACAGCGUCGUAUGCUUGGUAUCAAUCCAGAUUAUCUUGGUUUUCAACGCAUCGUGGCCUGGAGCAGUGGGUCUCACAUUCCCCCAGCAAUACACGAUAAUGCACUGGGCCAGGCGUAUCGAGCAGGAGAUUGACAGAGUCUUUCAGCAAAUAACUGGAGCUCAGCAGUUGAAAGGGAUAUACAAUGAGGAAAGGCGACGGUUCAGUCUGGUGAAGAAUCAGCCUCGGAAGAUUGUGGAUAAGGUGUCUUCAGAUAUAGAGAAACUCUUGGCUAAGAAGCGCAAAGCCCUCGACAGGUUAGCCAGCGAAGCAGAGCGACUCCAGCGGGAGCAUCUGUGGCAGGAUGGAAUCAAGGAGCUGGACAUGGCUUAUUAUGACUCCAAGGCUGAGCUGGAUUAUUACUCAAUGGAUGGAGAUGGAGAGGUGGAAAAUCCUUCUCAUAUCAAGCUGGAGUUUGUUUAUGAUCCCAAUUUCAAAAACAACGUCAACUAUUCCUACACAGCUGUGCAGAUUCCCACGGAUAUUUAUAAAGGAGCUCCAGUCAUUCUGAAUGAACUGAACUGGACACAGGCGCUGGAAAAAGUGUUCAUGGAGAACAGCCGAGAGGAUCCGUCACUGCUGUGGCAAGCGUUCGGGAGUGCGACCGGAGUUACUCGCUACUAUCCAGCUACACCUUGGAAAGCACCUGAUAAAAUUGACCUGUAUGACGUCAGGAGGAGGCCAUGGUACAUCCAGGGUGCCUCAUCCCCUAAAGAUAUGGUCAUUCUUGUUGAUGUGAGCGGCAGCGUCAGUGGACUCACCUUAAAACUGAUCAAAGCGUCAGUGAUGGAAAUUCUGGACACUCUGUCUGAUGAUGACUAUGUCAACGUAGCCAGGUUUAACGAGAAGGCUGAGGCUGUGGUGCCUUGCUUCAAACAUCUGGUGCAGGCUAAUGUACGCAACAAAAAGAUCUUCAAAGAAGCAGUGCAGCAGAUGCAGGCUAAAGGCACCACUGACUACAAGUCUGGAUUUCAUUUUGCUUUCAAUCAGCUGUUAAAUAAGACAAAUGUCCCCCGGGCUAACUGCAAUAAAAUAAUCAUGCUGUUUACUGAUGGCGGAGAAGACAGAGCUCAGGAUGUCUUCAUGCAAUAUAACUGGCCCAACAAAACGGUUCGAGUAUUCACCUUUUCUGUGGGUCAACACAACUAUGAUGUCACACCCUUACAAUGGAUUGCAUGUACCAAUAAAGGUUACUAUUUUGAGAUCCGUUCCAUCUGUGCUAUAAGGAUUAACACCCAGGAGUACCUUGACGUGCUGGGACGCCCCAUGGUUCUGGCAGGCAGCGAUGCCAAGCAGGUUCAGUGGACCAAUGUGUAUCAGGAUGCUUUGGGCCUUGGCCUGGUAGUAACUGGGACCUUGCCUGUAUUUAAUCUGACAAUGGAUGGAAACUUGCAGAAUCAACUGAUAUUAGGUGUCAUGGGAGUCGAUGUGCAUCUUGAUGAGAUAAAGCGACUGACACCACGGUACAAUCUUGGAGCCAAUGGAUACAUAUUUGCCAUCGAUCCAAAUGGAUAUCUUCUACUUCAUCCUAAUCUCCAGCCAAAGCUUGUGAACCUCCCUGAACCUGUGACGCUGGACUUUCUGGAUGCAGAAGUGGAGGACAGCAAUAAAGAGGAGAUCCGACGGCAAAUGAUUGAUGGAAGACCUGGUGAAAUGCAGGUCAAAACUCUUAUCAAGUCGAUUGAUGAGCAAUACAUUGAUGAGGUGUACAGGGGUUACACCUGGACUGCUGUCAAUGGUACAGAUUACAGUCUUGGUUUGGUACUACCCCCUUACAAUGACUACUACAUCCAGGCAGACCUAAGUGAUGUGAUGCUACAGCUUCAGUAUAUGCAGUCAUUGCUGCCCAGCUCCUUUGAGUCAUCAGGACAUGUGUUUCUGGCUCCAAGGGAAUACUGCAAGCGCCUGCAUCUUUCUGACAACAACACCCAGUUUUUGCAGAACUUCCUUUCACUCAUGCUAGAUAUUUCUCCAGAGUCUGAUGAGUGUGACCAAGGCCUCAUCCACAACCUGAUUUUGGAUUCUAGGAUUAUUGGGCAGCUGGCCUCCCGUGUAUGGAAGAACAAGGACUUGAACUCGUAUGGCUUCCUGGCUGUAUUUGCAUCCACAGAUGGAGGAAUAACUCGGGUUUUCCCCAACAUAGCUGCUGAAUCAUGGGAAGAAGACCCUGAACCCUUUAAUUCAAAUUACUACAGACGAAGCCUUGACAACAGGGGUUACAUGUUUAGAGCUCCAUCCAGAGCCUCCUUGGAUGACCCUGUAAGUGAAAACGGCACAGUUGGCAUUCUGGUUAGUUCAGCUGUAGAGGUUAAUUUAGGAGGCAAACUGCUCAAACCUGCAGUGGUGGGAGUAAAGCUGGACUUGGAAGCAUGGGUCGACAAGUUUAAGAUCCUGGCCAGCAACGUGUCAGAUGGUCGACAGGGCUCUCACAAGUGUGGGCCAUCCAGAAGUUGUGAGAUGGACUGUGAAGUAAACACAGAUGACCUCCUCUGUUAUCUCAUUGAUGACGGUGGGUUCCUGGUCAUGUCCAAUCAGAGAGAUCACUGGAAAAAGGUUGGCCUUUUCUUUGGUGAUGUGGACCCUUACUUAAUGUAUGCGCUCUUCAACAACUCUAUCUUCACCCGGCGUCAGACUUUUCAGUACCAGUCUGCGUGUGAACCGUUCAGCAGCAGCCACACUGGUGCAGCACCGAGAGGCAUCUUUGUGCCAUCUCUUGCUGACAUGCUCAGCUUGGCCUGGUGGACAUCCACCGUAGCAUGGUCUGUGAUCCAGCAGCUACUAUAUGGACUGGCCUAUAACAGCUGGAUUUACCAAGAUGAUAUCCUAGUUGAAGGUUUUGAGACAAAGCAAAGCAGCUGUGUGACCAUCCAAAGCCAGUUCUACUUCACAAACACCACCAACUCCUACAACAUGCUGCAGGACUGUGGAAACUGCUCACGGCUGUUCCAUGCGAAGCGGAUAGAAAACACUAACCUGCUUUUUGUUGUCGCUGAGACACUGCCCUGCAGCUCCUGUGAGAUAGAGAGACUGGCCCAGGUCAGGACAGAGUUCCAGGAGGAGAAUCCAUGUGAAGUACUGAGCAAUGCACGAUAUCGUAAAGGCCCGACAUCCUGCUUUGACUACAGUGCCUUAGAAAACACGUCAGAGUGUGGACGGGGUCAUUCUCUGCAGUCCUCCAUACAAGUCCUUCUCUUUAUUCAGUUUACUCUGUGUCUCUUUCAUCUCUGACACAUACCAACACUAACACCUUUCAUCUCUUUAGGUUUAGGCUCAGAUCUACUGAAGGUCAGAUCAAACAGCAAUGGCAAAAUUCUUCUUUUUAAGAACUACAAACAGCAAACUGUGCUCUGGGGAAAAAAAAGUACCUGGAUCAGCUUUUAGUGUUUCUUGCUUUAUUGCUUGUGCAUCUGUUAGUGUUUCAGGGCUUGAGUUCCAAAUAUAGAAAGAGAAUGUGUUGAGUGUGCAUGGCACCUAAAUUAGCACGAGCAUGUCUGAAAGUGAUGCACAUGGGCUCAGCCAUGUAAACAAUCACCAAAAAAGUAAGGGAAGCAGCAGAAGAGUUCAUUUAGCAGAACAACACAUAAGAAACUAGCUGGAACAGAUGAGAAUUUUAGGUUUAAUUGUGGUGGUGAAAAUAUAUAUAUAAAAAAGAUCUGUUUACUCUGUGGUCAACACUCAGUAAAGGAAGAAAUAUGUAGAUCUUUUACUUAAGUAAAGCUGCAUAACUUAACUGGAGAAAUACAAGUAAAUGUUCUACCUUCAAGCUUUAUUUUAGAUUGUACAUUUAACUAUAUUAAAUGGAAAUACUCUUGUCAAAGGUUCGGGGGGUCUGGGCCAGCACUUGUGUAUGAAGUGACAUUUAAUAUUUCUCCUUUGAAAAUUGUGGAAAUUUGUUCCAAGAUAACAAAUACUGUUGAUGCAAAAUUACAACCCAGAGUUACAAAAUGACCACAGAGGGACGCAAAACAAUCCCAAAGAGAUUCUACACAAUGAUGAAGAAACAAAAAAUGACCAUAAAGAGGCAAAAUGACCACAAAGAGAGACAGAACUAUCAAAAUUAGAUGCAAAGCUACCAAAAAGAGACACACAAUGAUGCAAAACUAACAAAGAGAAGCAGAACAAGUAUGAAGACACUAAAGACUAAUGAUCUUAUUUAGAAGGGGUGGGGGCCCAUUUUGUUAUAACCCAUCCAUGCUUGAGUAAGUGUCCUUAGUUACUUUCACAACUGAAAAACAAACACUGCACAGGCUCGCUUUUAUUCAGAGAAGCUCUGUGAUCGGCCACACACAGUUGGGUGACACUGUACAACACAGAAGAAACAGUAUUCUGAAUUUUUUGAUUUUUCAUUGUCACUUUUGAAUACCUAGUUGAACAGAUCUGUACAUGCUUAAGUUUAUAUGAAUCUUUUAGAAUCUUCUGUCUCUGGGACAUCUCACCUUAACACAACUGACAAUUUUACAUUGUCCACACGACACACUAAACUAACUGCUACAGCCUGAAAACAUAAAUGGACAGAAUCUGCUGCUGGUGGAGCUUUAUGUUUCAGACUCUGUGUAAUUUGCUCAGAUGCUGCUUGUAACAACUUUUGGUUUUCUUGGCCUAAAAUGAAUUGUCUAAUGUUUUUAUUUGCAUGUCCAGUCCUGGAAAUUGUCUCUGCACAUAGAGGAGCUCCUGUACUUACAGCUAUUUUUACAUGAUAGUAGAUCUGAGCCUUAACCUCACAUUUACUUCAGUGUCGUUCAAUCCACCUCUGACCUUUGCCAAGACAGUUUAAGUACUGCGAAAUUUGACCACACUGUACAUGACAUGGCCCACAAUGGUUUUCUGCUGCCGUCUCAAGUAUGAUCGGUCUCUUCAAUCUUUAAAUCCAACCAGAUUUCUGACAAUAUUUAGAUGAUUUAGGAAAGUGUUUUUCUUUUCCAGUAAUUUCAUAACUAGACUUUUCAUUACACAUGUCUGUGAUGAAACAUCUGUGUAGUUUCAUUAUGAUACAAGGACUGUAUGUACAGUAAGUCAAGUUUGAUUUGUUGAAAUGCUUCCACAGAUACUCAGUAUGAUCUUGAAGUGCUUCCUGUCAAGUAAGAAGUUGUUAAGGGAUGUAAAAUCAAACAGAAGACCAAAUUCAUCAAAUAUUAACUGAUUUUGCAAAGUAGUAUUGCAUCUACAAUUCAAUAUAAUAUUUAGGAACAUGCAACGCUGCACAUUGUUUGGUGCAAUAAUGUUAUUCUGAUUUGACAGUUUAGCAGUAAUAUUUGGUUACAUGCAGUGAUAUUGGUGCAGUCAUAUAGCACAAAACGUGCAGAUGUCAGUGUGUGGUCGACAUGUUUUUAAAUAAUAUUGCAUCCCUUUUUUAAUUGAUGGGAAGCUCUUUGUCCCUUUUUGUAUUAUGUAUUGCCACUAUUUGUCAAACCAGAAUUUGUGCACUUAUGUAUGCUUCUAUAUGAGGAAUGUAGCUUCUGAAUAGCUUUUGUCGUUAUCAGCGUGUUAUCAGUGUGUGCUGCUUUUUGGCCCUCUGUUGAGAUCCCCCUGAUGUCUCACUGAAAGCGAUGAUUCACUGUGGCAGAAUAUUUCAUUUUAUCAUGCAUACCUCAUAAUGGCAGCAAUAUCUAAAUCAAACUUAUUUAAUUAUGAAGCUGUGAGACUAAGCGGUUUAGUCACAAUGAAAUGUCUGUCCAGUAUUGUAUGGGAUAAUCUCUGGAGUUAGAAGCGACGCUUGCUGAUUCAUUUUCUGUCAAUCGACUUCUCAUUUCAGCUCCAACAGACAUGUUUAUAGAGAUUUAAAGAUUAUUUUCAAAUUCAAAGAGUGAGCAGGAUGUUCAGUAAGCUGACAGGUUCUUUUUAACUGUCUCUACAUUAAUUUCACAAAUUAAACUACUGUACGGCUAAUGAUAUUUUAAAAAACACUGUGUUAAUUAUUGUGCUAUAUUAAAGCUCCCCUAUAAUCCUAUUUGAAGAUGUAUAAAAAUACAGUGCCUGAAUUAAUCAUUUAUGCUUCAUAUGAAUUUUUUCCACCAAAAACAAGUAAAAAUUUCUUGCAAUUAACUCUACUCCUCCCAAAUAAAAAAAAUCUAGAAUCUAUAAAUAUGCAAGUAUUUCUUGUUUAACUGCUGCACACAAGAUGUCUCCUACUUCACUGUGAAGUCCAUUCUCAGUUUUUAUAAGCACUGGAGAUUUUGAGUUUCCACAUCACGCUUAUACUUGCUAAAUAUUCCAAAACCUAAUUGUCAGAUAUCUAAAGAUGAGCACAAAGAAAAAUUUAUUCUACUGAAGAAAGUCAUCACUUUCUUCAAGCAAGAAGCUUGAGGACUUAUGCAUGCUGAAAUCCUGAAAACAUUUUGCCACAGUGAUUUAUCAACCCCAGAUGUCUUUUUGUGUUACAGAGUUAAAUGGGGAAUAUUUUUAAAAAACAUUUUUGACAAAAUAUUUGUAAAAUGCUUGUGCUACAUGUUUUUCUCCGUCUGCCUGGUGUUCCACCCUGUAGUGCCUUGUUGCACUCGGUUUGGAUGGCAGGUACAUUUGGAUUUUAGCUGUGCUCGUUCACCCUGCAGGCCAUGGGAAGGACACACUUGAUUUCAAGGGUUGCAUUGUUUCAACUCUAAAAGGACUUCUUGGUCUGAGAAUAUUAACAGCUGCUCCUCAUGAACUUAUGAAACCUUUUUCAAGGAGCACAGAGGUGAAAGAGCACAAGUGUGUCAUGGAGCUGGACAGAUGUUUGUCAAAGCAUCAAGAGCAAACCCUGCUGCCGUUCUAUGUCGUUUAUCUCUACACUGUGGUUCAGCUUUGAAUCAAAGCACAGACACUGUCCAUUUUUCAGUGAUUUCUACUUUGUCUCCUCUGCACACUGUACAUUCUAUAUUUGAAGCUUGUUGGAAGCAUACUUUUCCAUUCGGACUGACUGAAACGAGUGAAUGUUUAUGUAGAGUAUACCUACCUUUGUGCAUCUUUGCCGUAACCGAGCAUGGUAGGGACCUAGAGAAGCAGAUGAAAGCUCAACACUGUUCGGAGACCUCAGAAAAACACUGCUUACAAAACACACAACAAAAGCUAGUACUCUGAGACCUGCAGUAUUUACUCUAGGUCAUGUUGCAUUAUUCAAACAACACUGUUAUACAUUGGAGGAAAGGACUUUGUGGAACUCUUUAUAGCCUACAAUAUAUUACUAGUGUUGAGGUCAGUGUUGUAGUUUCAUUUUAAAUGACCGGUAUUUAUUUGCAUGAUAUUUUGAAGAAUUUACAGAUCUGUGUACAUAGUCUGAUGCGUAUUUUACAUUACUGUCCACACCUACUCCCCAGUGCUGAGGGGAGAAGUGAGGGACACCCUCUGUAGAUAUUUUUGCUGACGUGGAGGCCUCAGAGCGCUUUGCUGUGCGGAAACAAAUGAAACUGAAAGUUUGACUUCAGUGAAGCCUACAGUUCCAUGUUUGCCACUUGGAUCUAUUGCAGCCAGUAAAAGCACAGAGAAGUUUAGAGUUAUGAGCAACAUACUGCCUGAUCAGUCCUUUGAAUUUUGGACAAAUGUCCUCAAGUGACACAAAAAUGCUGAUGCAAUUAAAGGCUGUAUAACAAAUA
Messenger RNA from Monopterus albus (swamp eel), 7952 nucleotides. It is a transcript of the gene cacna2d2b, whose product is annotated as calcium channel, voltage-dependent, alpha 2/delta subunit 2b. Lineage: Eukaryota; Metazoa; Chordata; Actinopteri; Synbranchiformes; Synbranchidae. The transcript is spliced from 38 exons. Gene Ontology annotation, molecular function: voltage-gated calcium channel activity. Bases 325 to 3612 code for a protein of 1095 amino acids. The record is from RefSeq and is a predicted model, not a curated record. Gene Ontology annotation, cellular component: voltage-gated calcium channel complex.